UUCCAGACGCAAUUAACUCCAGGCGAGGACGCCUGCAGCUCAGCAGAACUUCAGAGCGAACAGAAGCACUCAGUUGUCCGCUGCUGCUUGACACUGACCGACCCGCCGCUCUCUAUUCUUUUGCUCCGGGAGGACUAGGAUGGCGCCUCAUCCCUUGGGUGCGCCCACCGUCCAAGUGCCCCAAGAUACCCAGCAACCUUUCUCCGGAGCCUCAGACAAUGAAGUUCUCAGCUCCAAAUUCACCCCACCAAGCCCCACUCUCAUGCUGAGGGACUGCUCCGAAGCAGAAGCGGGUGACUGCCGAGGGACCUCGAGGAAGCUCCGCGCACGGCGCGGAGGGCGGAACCGGCCCAAGAGUGAGUUGGCACUGAGCAAGCAACGACGAAGCCGGCGCAAGAAGGCCAAUGACCGGGAGCGCAAUCGUAUGCACAACCUCAACUCCGCGCUGGAUGCGCUGCGCGGUGUGCUACCCACCUUCCCAGAUGACGCCAAACUUACAAAGAUCGAGACGCUGCGCUUCGCCCACAACUACAUCUGGGCACUGACUCAGACGCUGCGCAUAGCGGACCACAGCUUCUACGGGCCGGAGACCACUAUUCCCUGUGGGGAGCUGGGCAGCCCGGGAGGUGGCUCCAAUGGCGACUGGGGCUCCCUCUACUCCCCAGUUUCUCAAGCUGGCAGCCUGAGCCCUACUGCCUCGCUGGAAGAGUUCCCUGGCCUGCAGGUGCCCAGCUCCCCCUCCUGUCUGCUUCCGGGCGCCCCGGUGUUCUCAGACUUCUUGUGAAGAGACCUGUCUGGCUCUGGGUGGUGGGUGCUGGCAGAAAGGGAGGGAGCUAGAGCCGCCGAGAUGGGAGGUAGUGGAGGCUCUCAAGCAUCCUUGCUCCUUCUGGCUUUCACUAGCCGGGUCCCUGGCCCCCUUGCUGGUUCAACCAGGCUCUCCUUAAAGCUUACAGCACCCUGGCUGCUGCCCAUGCAACGCAGGCGAAAGCAGGCAUUGCAGGCUGCUGUCUUCUUAAAUCUCCUCUGUGCAGCAUCUUCAAACUCUCUUUCAAAGCGGAUAAGAAUAGUAGCUCUACACAAGGGGAGACUCUCAGACUUCCUGGUGACCCUGCCCUCAUUCACAUCUGUCAGCCUCCGACCGUCGCUUUCUGCAGGGUGGCCGAAUCCAGUGUUGGAUCUCACUGCACUGGUUCUCUCUCAUCCAGCUCCUGCUCACUCACCUCGCUCCAUAGACAAUGCUCAUCCUCUCUGCUGCCCAUCAGAUGCGGGCAGGGUUUCCGGGCCGCACCAUUCUGCCUUAAUUCACAAAGGUGAUCCUCUGCCUUCUCCUUCUGCACUUUUCAAGUUAUAGCCCUCCCCGGAAGGGGAGACUCGGUUGUGAAUGGGGAAAGCCCUGCUAUGGCUGGGAGCAUCUCCCCAGCUUGGCGCCUGCGUCUAAAACCGUGAACUCCAGGGACAGGUUCCUGGAGCACUGCU
Molecule: messenger RNA, 1476 nt
Organism: Microtus oregoni (creeping vole)
Lineage: Eukaryota; Metazoa; Chordata; Mammalia; Rodentia; Cricetidae
Gene: Neurog3
Product: neurogenin 3
Exons: 2
Coding region: 140-784 (214 amino acids)
Molecular function (GO): protein dimerization activity
Source: RefSeq, a predicted model, not a curated record